Dovyalis caffra is the source of this 417-nucleotide messenger RNA. The record is from the annotation of a GenBank genome assembly. NCBI's taxonomy places the organism in Eukaryota, Viridiplantae, Streptophyta, Magnoliopsida, Malpighiales, Salicaceae.
AUGGAACCAUCUAAAGAUCAACAACCAUCACUUGAUGAUACUUCUGAGUGUUGUGAGUCUUGCAAGCUGAAGACUCAUGCGCUGAAAGCACUUGCCAAUAGUUUUUGGCCGCAUCGAGGACCUCAUGUCAAGCGGCAUAUUGAUGAACUGCUAGAUAUUUUGUCAAAGAUGCUUCAAAUGGGCGAUACAUUUGAUGGAAUCACCUCGUGCACAAGUGACAAGCACAAGCCUCAUAUCAAAUUAGCUGCUGCUGAGUCUGUUCUUCAGCUUUCUAGGAGAUGGGAUUUACAUAUUUCUCUAGAGAUUUUUGAUACCACGGAUGCACAAGAUUUCUUCUCUCCACCUAAGCCAAGGCUCAUGGAUGAUGUGAGGACCAUUCUCGCUUAUAGACCCAAUUCCAUAAUCACUUGGAUAUAG